UGCCUCGGGGUCCCCCAGGACCGGGGGGUGGGGGGAGCAAGGGGGCCGCUGUGUGCGCCUGUCUUGCGGGGGGGUGCCUGGCCCCUCAGAAAGGCGUGGGAGACCCCGAUCCUGCAGGACCCCCGGGGGGCAUCCCCAUCCUCCCUCAGGUGCCGGGAUUAGCCGGUGCCAGCUGGGUGAGCCGGAAAGAGGCCGGCGGGGCUUUGCGGGCAGCCUUCGCCAACCUGCCUGUGCCAGCGCGUGUCCGGGGCGGGCAGGCGAUGGGGAAGCGCUGUGGGCGCCUUCAGAGCGGUGGGACACCCCUGGAGGAGGAGGAGGAGGAGGGCAGCUGCUGAGAGCCGAAAGAGGAAGUCCUCUUCCCGAGCAGCCACAGAGGCGGCGGUGAGGCAGAAGGGAGCCUGCGCCUGACUUUCUCCCUCCCCAGCUGCAUGGCCAGAGAGCCUCCUCUGAAGCACUGAGGAAGGAAGGGGCUUCCUCCCUUUAACCCCCCCCCUUAUUUCUUUGCACUUCGGCGGGGCCAGCUCUUAUCUGCAAUGACAGGGAAAUCCGUGCGGGACGUGGAUAGGUAUCAAGCCGUCCUUGCCAACCUGCUGCUGGAAGAGGAGAACAAAUACUGUGCAGACUGUCAGGCCAAAGGGCCAAGAUGGGCCUCGUGGAAUAUUGGUGUCUUCAUUUGCAUCCGCUGUGCGGGAAUACACCGGAAUCUGGGGGUCCACAUCUCCCGAGUAAAGUCUGUGAAUCUGGACCAAUGGACACAGGAACAAAUACAGUGCAUGCAAGAAAUGGGAAACGGGAAGGCAAAUCGCCUUUAUGAAGGUUACCUGCCUGAGAACUUCAGACGACCCCAGACAGACCAAGCAGUGGAGAGCUUUAUCAGAGACAAAUACGAAAAGAAGAAGUACCUGGACAGAAGUCUUGACAUCAACAUGUUACGGAGAGAAAAGGUUGAAAAAUGGAAGAAGGAAGUAGCUGCUGGAAAAAAAAUGGAGCCAGUUAUCUUUGAGAAGGUCAAAAUGCCUCAGAAGAAAGAGGAUCCUCAAACUACGAAAAGCCUUUCCAGACCUUCAGAGCCAGUCAUAGACCUGUUGGGACUUGAUGUUCCCGUUUCAGUUGCCCUCCCCAACGGAAGAGCCAGCAGCUGUUUGGAGAAGGACCUGGACCUGUUUGGAUCCAUGGGUGCUGAGAGAAAGGUUGUUGGCUCAAUGCCCACAGCUGGAAGCGCUGGAUCUGUUCCUGAAAAGCUGAACCUGUUCCCUGAGCCCGACAGCAGGGUUGAAGAGACAGGGAAGAAACAGCUCUCUAAGGACUCCAUUCUCUCUUUAUAUGGCUCCCAUACUCCACAGAUCCCGGCACAAGGAGCUGUGUUCCUAGCGCCAACCCAAAUGGGCUAUCCUGCCGCAUAUCCCAAUUUCCCAGGCAUGGCACCACCUAGUGGCAUGAUGGCACCACCAGUUGGGGUGAUGGCUCAGCCAGGAGCAGCAGCAGGCAUGGCCACACCUAUGGCGAUCCCAGCGGGUUAUGUAGGUGGCAUGCAGACAGCAGUCAUUGGGGUCCCCAAUGGGAUGAUGGCAACCCAGCAAGCUGGGUACAUGGCUGGCAUGGCACCUGUUCCACCACCAGUGUACGUCGUACAACCAGCUCACCAAUUACAGUGGAACCUUGCUCAGGUAACGCAGCAAAUGGCAGGGAUGAACUUCUGUGGCACAAAUGGGGUGAUGCGCUAUGGACAGUCGAUGGGCAGAGGGGGUGCCCCAGGAACCAAUCAAGCCCUCAGUUCCCAGGUGUGGAAAUAGCACACCUGGAUUUGGACCAUUUUCUCCUUCGUUUUUAGCUUCGGCGCUCGUUUUUUGGUUUUCCCAGUUCUGUAUAAACAUCAGUUACUCCCUGAUGUUAUGUUUUUACUUAACUUGCUGAUGGUCUCAGCCGGAUAUUCCUGUGUAAUGGAGAUCUACCCUGCCAAUGUCCCACCUCGUGUUCAAGGCACUGAUGGAUUCUUUACUACCUUGGCUCACCUUUUAAAUAGAUGAGCGUUUUUUUAGAGGGGUGGACAGAAGAUGGGAGAUGGUUCCUCUGGAUGGUAGAUUUCAUCACUUCAAAGGAAGCCUAUUCUGGAAUUUCGAAAGGGGUAGUCAUGAUGGCUGAUGUUACUCUGACUUCGCAUCUUUACUCGUGGCUUCCCCUCAAGGCACUUUGUAUUUUAGGAAUUUGGCACCAAAUACUCUUGUCCUUUCUUCCACCAAUACAUUCCAUGAUUUGUGGCAUUUUCCAAAAUCACUUCCUGAGCUUGAAAUCCCUUAUUGCUGGAGAGGAGCUCUGUGAGUCCUCAAGCACAAAUGAUGCUUUUUUUCAGAAAGUGAGUUGAGGAGAGGAAACGUACCUCUUAAAAGCAGCUGCUGGCCAUUUCUAACCAGUAGACCUGGCAUAUUUAAAUAAUGAUUUUUUUCCUCCCUUUUUUAACUUUUGGAAGAUCUAACUCAGUGUUUCUCAACC
Messenger RNA from Python bivittatus (Burmese python), 2490 nucleotides. RefSeq names its product small ArfGAP2 (gene SMAP2). Lineage: Eukaryota; Metazoa; Chordata; Lepidosauria; Squamata; Pythonidae. The record is from RefSeq and is a predicted model, not a curated record. Gene Ontology annotation, molecular function: GTPase activator activity. Gene Ontology annotation, cellular component: cytoplasm.